GAGUAAUGAGAAUGGAGAGAAUGCAGGGGCCAGGGGAGGAAGAAGUCAAGAAAGGGAAUUGUAAUUAAAUAAUAAUAAUAAUAAUGAAUAAUGAAUAAUGUGAUAGGUCUGGGGUUGGCGUAAGCAGAGGAAGCGGUUGAAGAUGGAGAUUUGAGUUUGACCUCGUUGUUGGGCAAUUGAAAGAAAAGAAAAAAAAGGCAAUCUCCAUGAAGAGCUCUCUGAAGAAAUUGCGAGGUCUGGCACUCAGCAAUCACAAUCACAAUCACAAGCAUGCCUCCUCCAAGUCCAUUCGGCCUCUGGGCCAGCUUGACGAGCUCGCUCGGGCUACCCAGGACAUGCAAGACAUGAGGGACUGCUAUGACACCUUGCUUUCCGCCGCAGCAGCAACCGCCAGCAGUGCUUAUGAAUUCUCUGAGUCCUUGCGGGACAUGGGUUCUUGUCUUCUUGAGAAGACCGCUUUAAAUGAUCACGGAGACGAAACUGGAAAACUUCUCCUCUCUCUUGGCAAAAUCCAGUUCAAACUCCACAAACUCAUUGAUCAAUAUCGUUCUCAUAUAUUCCAGACAAUUACCAUUCCCUCCGAGUCUCUCUUGAAUGAACUUCGAAUUGUUGAGGAGAUGAAACGACAAUGCGACGAGAAAAGGGAUGUAUAUGAGUAUAUGGUAACAAGAUAUAGAGAAGGAGGCAAGUCUAAAGGUGGGAAAGGAGAAACUUUCUCUUUGCAGCAGUUACAAACUGCUCAUGAUGAAUAUGAUGAAGAGGCUACAUUGUUUGUUUUCCGAUUAAAAUCUCUGAAGCAAGGACAAUCCCGGAGUCUUCUAACACAAGCCGCACGUCACCAUGCUGCUCAGUUAUGUUUCUUCAAAAAAGCAAUCAAGUCCCUUGAGACCGUAGAACCACAUGUGAAAUCAGUAACCGAACAGCAACACAUUGAUUACCACUUCAGUGGUCUUGAAGAGGAGGCUGGGGAUGAAGGUGAUUAUGGAGAUGAUGAUGGUGGUGGUUAUGAUGAGCAUGAUGAUGGGGAGUUGAGUUUUGACUAUGGACAAAGUGAACAAGACCAGGAUGUUUCUAUAUCACGAAACUCAAUGGAGCUGGACCAGUUGGAACAUACACUUCCUAGAGUUUCUACAGCUGAAGCUGCUAAGGAAAACUUGGAUAAACUUCAAAGGAAUUUGUUUUCCUUUAGGGUUAGGGCAGGAAGCCAAUCUGCCCCACUUUUUGCUGAUAAUAAACCUGAUUCAAGUGAAAAACUAAGACAGAUGCGCCCAUCUUUAUCACGGAAGUUUAGUUCAUAUGUGCUACCCACACCAGUUGAUGCGAAGAGUUCAACCUCUUCAGGGUCAAAUAAUCCAAACCCUUCCAAAAUGCAGACAAAUUUAAGUGAACCUGCGAAGAACUUGUGGCAUUCAUCCCCAUUGGAACAAAAGAAACAUGAAAAAGAUAUUGGAAAUGAGUUUUCUGGUUCAAUUGGCAGAAGUGCACAGUCAGUACUCAAGGAAAGUAACAGCAAUACUGCCUCCACGAGAUUGCUGCCUCCUUUGGUAGAUAGUCUUUUAUCCUCAAAUCGGGAUUACAUUUCUGCUUACUCUAAAAAGACUAAAAGACAAGCCUUUUCUGGCCCAUUAACAAGUAAUCCUGGGCCUACCAAGCCGGUCUCGGUAGAAAGUGCUCAACUGUUCUCUGGACCUCUUUUGCCGACCCCAAUCUCUCAGCCUCCAUCUUCAUCUCCAAAAGUAUCUCCUAGUGCUUCUCCUACUCUUAUGUCUUCACCCAAAAUAAGUGAGCUUCAUGAACUUCCUAGGCCUCCAACCAGUUUCCCCUCCAAUUCAAGGCUUUUAGGUUUGGUGGGUCAUUCUGGUCCAUUGGUGUCUAGAGUUCAAAAGGUUUCCACUGCAAAUAAUUUGGUUGCAUCAAGUGCAGCAUCUCCACUCCCAAUGCCACCUCAGGCCAUGGCUCGUAGCUUCUCCAUACCUUCUAGUGGCACUAGAGUUGCAGCAUUACAUGGGUCAAGAACGCUAAAAUCCUCUAAUAGAUCAUCUAUAUCUGAGAAUAUUGCUUCUCCUCCUCUGAUGCCAAUAGCAUUAUCUAGUAGUCAGCCAUCAUCAGAUGGCUAAGACUGUUGUCUGGAUGUUUAGACCAGAGGGAUGUACAUGUUUUGACUAAUAUUAUGCGAUGAACCCAGGUAUUGUCAAUGGAUACUUGUGCAGACUAAUUAACUUACGUCUGAAGUUAGCCCUGUUUACGACCUGGCAAAUUAAGCUUAGGGUCAAGGAAACUUAGGUCAAGUUUUGCUUAAUUGCAAUUAUGUAAAUAUAUUCGUUUUACCUAGUAUUCUUUUUUCUGUCAUCUUCAUUGUUAAUUCAACCUUAUGGGCUUUUGUCUUAUUUUGAAAUAAAUGCCCAUCGGCGUUAUUGUUGAGAUAUGCAUCUAAGCAAUUGACAGUA
Cajanus cajan (pigeon pea) is the source of this 2447-nucleotide messenger RNA. RefSeq lists its product as uncharacterized. NCBI's taxonomy places the organism in Eukaryota, Viridiplantae, Streptophyta, Magnoliopsida, Fabales, Fabaceae. The record is from RefSeq and is a predicted model, not a curated record.